GCAGGAGAAACAACGCGGAGAAGACGUAUAGCCCUACGCACUUAUGGGGAAUUUCGCGAUAUAAAAUGCAGUUCCUAUUGUAAGUCAAAGAUUUGGAAACUUACGCAGCCAACCUGUACUUAUAUACGCAUUACAAUUUACAGCCUGGCGUCCCGUAUCAUGUGACAUGACUGCCAUGCCGUGGGAUCAUGUGAUGGGAAGUACAGCAGCCGAUACAUAAUAGGAAGUGCUGGGGCAGGGAUAUACCUGUCUGAGAAGUAACCAGUUAUGUGGAUAGAGACAUACAGUAUCGCCUUAGUCAGGAGGGGCGUGCUAAAGCCGUUCUAAUAGAAGAGAGAGAGAGAAGGAGGAGGAAGAGAAAAAUGGAAAUAGAAAGGGGAAAGAAGAUGGAGAAGCAACAUCAUAAAGCCACAGAACUCUUUAACUGGAAAUCUGUUAUCAGCUUGUGGCUGUGCCUACUCCCAGCUCUGUUUAGUGUAGGUUGGAGUGCGCCCUAUAAACAGGUAGCCCCCAUAGUCACAAUGGAGCAGCUAUUGUGGGUUAGUGGGCGUGUGAUUGGUGAAGUGGACACUUACCGUAUACCUAUAAUUACAUACACACCAAGAGGACAUCUCAUUGCCAUCUCUGAAGCCAGAAAACACUCUUCCUCUGAUUUGGGGGCGAAAUUUAUUGCCAGUCGUAGAUCACAAGAUGGAGGUUACACUUGGACACCAACCUCUUUUAUAAUCGACGAUGGUACUACUGACGAUGGGCUUAGCCUGGGUUCUGUGGUGGUGGACGAUGAGACAGGUGGCAUCUUUAUUGUGUACACGUUGUGCGCCCACUACCUUCACUGCUCUGUUUCCAGCCUGAUGAUAACCAACAGCUCAGAUGAUGGUCUUACUUGGAGCACGCCACGGAACCUUUCUCACGAGGUUGGCACUAAGAUGUUUACAGCAGGCCCAGGUUAUGGAAUCCAGAAAAAGUAUGCCCCCAAUAAAGGGCGCCUAAUAGUGUGUGGUCAUGGGACUCUAGAUGAAGAUGGUGUAUUUUGCCUGCUAAGCGAUGACCAUGGAAGUAACUGGAGAAAAGGUGGCAGUUUGCAGGGUCUUCCAUUUAACCAGAGGAAAAGGUUGGGUGACUUUAGUCCAGAUGAAUGUCAGCCUUAUGAGCUCCCAGAUGGCACUGUGGUCAUUAAUGCACGAAACCAGUAUUUCUAUCAUUGUCAUUGCCGGAUAGUGGUUUAUUCAACUGAUGGCUGCGAUUCACUUCCCCUCGAAAAUGUACGGUUUGACGAAGGGCUACCUGAUCCAGCUGUGGCAGCUGGGGCUUUAUACAAAGGAGGAGUUGUCUAUUUUACCAACCCAGCGAAUCUGAAUCACCGUGUCAAUCUUACUCUCCGAUGGAGUUUCAACUCUGGCGUCUCAUGGGAGCAGGAUUUUUUUCAAAUCUGGCCAGGUGCUAGUGGCUAUUCAGCUAUCACAACUUUAUCGAGUAGUGUGGAAGAUUCUGAAAACAUUUUUGUAGUCUAUGAAAAAGGCAGAGAAGACAUCACUGAAUCUAUUGCUUUUGUUAAAAUUAACCUUUAUGGACGUCUUUGAAAAACUACAUUCUACAUUGGAAGAUUUCCUUACAGAAUUUUCUUAUUUGUGCCAAACUAACUUUCCAUUAAAAACUUAAGUUUCCAGUACUUGCAUAAUUUUUGAUAAAAAUUGAGUAAACUUAA
This is a messenger RNA of Xenopus tropicalis (tropical clawed frog), 1705 nucleotides long. RefSeq names its product neuraminidase 1 (lysosomal sialidase) (gene neu1). The coding region runs from base 363 to 1580 and encodes 405 amino acids. NCBI's taxonomy places the organism in Eukaryota, Metazoa, Chordata, Amphibia, Anura, Pipidae. Gene Ontology annotation, molecular function: exo-alpha-sialidase activity. The record is from RefSeq and is a predicted model, not a curated record. The transcript is spliced from 6 exons. Gene Ontology annotation, cellular component: plasma membrane; lysosomal membrane; lysosomal lumen.